AUGGACUAUUCCUAUGAUGAGGACCUGGACGAGCUGUGUCCGGUCUGCGGGGACAAGGUCUCCGGGUACCACUACGGGCUGCUCACCUGCGAGAGCUGCAAGGGCUUCUUCAAGCGCACGGUGCAGAACAACAAGCACUACACCUGCACCGAGAGCCAGAGCUGCAAGAUCGACAAGACCCAGCGCAAGCGCUGUCCCUACUGCCGCUUCCAGAAGUGCCUCACCGUGGGGAUGCGCCUGGAAGCUGUCCGUGCAGACCGGAUGCGUGGAGGGAGGAACAAGUUUGGACCCAUGUACAAGCGGGACCGUGCCUUAAAGCAGCAGAAGAAAGCUCUGAUCCGUGCCAACGGCUUCAAGCUGGAGACCGUGCCUCAGAUCAUGUCCCCUGUGCAGAGUGACUACAGCCUGUCCUCCACCAUCCACAGCAUCCACGCCAUGUCCAAGACCCUGCCUCCCAACCCGGCCGCCCUGACGCCCGUGGAUUACGAGCGCAGCCCCUACGGGACGCCCUCCCUGGGAAUGACAGUGCCCGGGCACGCGCCGCUGCCCUCCUACCACUACCCCUCCUUCCCCAACCGCACCAUCAAGUCCGAGUACCCUGACCACUACACAAAUGCCCACGAGGCUGUGCCUGCUUACAUGUACCCAGAGACCUACCCCAGCAGCUCCCCCCCUGACAUCCCCGAGGUCAUCCUGAAGCUGCUGCAGUUGGAGCCCGACGAGGCCCAGGUGAAGGCAAGGAUACUGUCCUGCCUGCAGCAAGAGCAGGGCAAAGGCCGGCAUGAGAAGCUCAGCACCUUCGGCCUCAUGUGCAAGAUGGCUGACCAGACUCUCUUCUCCAUCGUGGAAUGGGCACGGAGCUGCAUCUUCUUCAAGGAGCUGGAGGUGGGUGACCAGAUGAAGCUGCUGCAGAACUGCUGGAGUGAGCUGCUGGUGUUUGACCACAUCUACCGGCAGCUGCAGCAUGGCAAGGAGCACAGCGUGCUGCUGGUCACUGGCCAGGAGGUGGACAUGUCAGCCAUCGCAGCCCAGGCUGGCUCCAUCCUCCACACGCUGGUGCUGCGGGCGCAGGAGCUCGUCCUGCACUUGCACUCGCUCCAGGUGGACCGGCACGAAUUCGUCUGCCUCAAAUUCCUCAUCCUCUUCAGCCUCGACGUGAAGUACCUGGAGAACCACACGCUGGCCAAGGAUGCCCAGGAGAAGGCCAAUGCAGCGCUGCUGGAGUACACGGUGUGCCACUACCCCCACUCCACGGACAAGUUCCGCCAGCUGCUGCUGUGGCUGGCAGAGGUCCGGGCGCUGAGCCUGCAGGCUGAGGAGUACCUGUACCACAAGCACCUGAGCGGGGAGGUGCCCUGCAACAACCUCCUCAUCGAGAUGCUGCACGCCAAGAGGACUUGA
This is a messenger RNA of Cinclus cinclus, 1401 nucleotides long. It is a transcript of the gene NR5A1, whose product is annotated as nuclear receptor subfamily 5 group A member 1. Gene Ontology annotation, molecular function: nuclear receptor activity; zinc ion binding; RNA polymerase II cis-regulatory region sequence-specific DNA binding. The transcript is spliced from 6 exons. The record is from RefSeq and is a predicted model, not a curated record. Gene Ontology annotation, cellular component: RNA polymerase II transcription regulator complex. Gene Ontology annotation, biological process: tissue development; regulation of transcription by RNA polymerase II; hormone-mediated signaling pathway. Bases 1 to 1401 code for a protein of 466 amino acids. NCBI's taxonomy places the organism in Eukaryota, Metazoa, Chordata, Aves, Passeriformes, Cinclidae.